CUUAAGCAUACUUUGUGUUCCCAUGCAGUUCAGGAAGCUCCCUCUUUUUGCCCUGUUCUUUCUUUAGCUAUACCACCAGCCUCAUACCCAUAACAUAGAACCUUUUAUUCUGAGCAAAAACAGACCUAAUCCUUCUGUCACAUGAUGGCCAUUUAAAUAUUUCAUAAGAUCUUCAGGGUCCUCAGAAAUCACACUUUUUUUUUGGCAGAUAAAGACCCGAUGACCAGAAAGGGAAAGUCACAUAGGCAGAAACCGGUAAAGCCAGAAUCUGAACCUGGUCCUCCUGCUUCCAAAUUCACAACUUCCCCACUAAUGGAGCAAUAAUCAUGCGACAACCUCCAGGCUUCUCUCCUCCUUCUUCAUUUGUUUCUUCCAAGGAGAGUUUCUUCAGUACCACCAAGGAGAAAGCAGAGAAGAGCAGAACAGUGACUGAAAAAGAAAAGGACUUUGGACCUGCACAGAGACAGGAAGCAGUCAUUUGCUGCAACUAUAAAAACAUUCUAUUAAAUCUAUGCCGAUCCCUUCUGAGGCAGAGAUACACAAGGACUUGAAGACAAAUAGGACAGCAGGGGAGCAGAGAAAACAAGUAUCUUGGAUGCAAUGACCUCAGCAGCUCACUCCUGGCCUGACAGAGUUCAUGAAGACCCUCCCAAUCCAUACCUACCAAGUAAUUCUGGAAUCUCCAAAUUUUCAUAUCCUCUACUUCCAGUAAAUGUGGCAAACCAGCCCACGGUGGGUCAGUAUCUUCAUGUUAAUAGUCCUCAGAUCCAAAGUACUACACAGGUAAACUCAGCUACAACUGGAUCAAGUUUGCUCUUUAAAGUAGGGAAGCCAUUAGGGGCUAUUCAAAUCAUGAUUGGACUGUUCCACAUAGGCUUGGGGAUUAUUCUGGGUUUUCUUUCUGUAGAUUAUAGUAUCUCCAAUAAUCACUACAUCAGUUUGUCCUUUAUUGGUGGAUACCCUAUCUGGGGAGGUAUAUCGUACAUAUGUUCUGGAUCUCUCACAGUAUUAGCAGCAAGCAAUCCAACAUCUUAUUUGGUAAAAGGCACCCUAGGAAUGAACAUUGUCAGUGCCUUCUGUACAGUAGUUGGCAUCAUUCUGCUGCUGAUAGAUAUGUUUUUUAAUGAUGAAAUAAUAGAUCAAAACAACUGGGCAAAAAUUUCCGGCCAAGGGAUUUCUGCUAUGCUGGUAAUCUUCACCUUCUUAGAAUUAAGCAUCAACAGUAAGACUUCGAAUUUCAUACUUCAGCUGCUCCUGAACAAUAAUUCACCAAUUAUGACUAUUUCAAAUGAAUAUGCAGCUAAUUCCCAUACUCCCAAUGUAUCAACUGAGGCAACUAACUGGCAGAGUAGAUAGAGCACUGGAGCAGGAAUAUUUCAAUACAUACUCAGAUACUCACUAAGCGGAGCUUAGUCACUUGACCCUGCCUGCAUCAAUUUUCUCAUCUGUAAAAUGAGAAAAUGGCAAGCCACUCCAAUACUUUUGCCAAGAACAAUCGAAAUGAGAUUACAAAGAGUUGGGACACAACUGAAAAUAACGAUGUAUCAACAACCACCCAGCAGAUGGCAACUUAGUGAAUUAAUAUCAGUUGGAUAGUCAUUAAAAAAAGUUCAAAUUUGUGGAAAAACUUCCUCUUAGCAAAAUAAAUUAAUAAAUGAAAAUGAAACAA
Molecule: messenger RNA, 1669 nt
Organism: Antechinus flavipes (yellow-footed antechinus)
Lineage: Eukaryota; Metazoa; Chordata; Mammalia; Dasyuromorphia; Dasyuridae
Product: membrane-spanning 4-domains subfamily A member 12-like
Exons: 7
Coding region: 601-1356 (251 amino acids)
Biological process (GO): cell surface receptor signaling pathway
Cellular component (GO): plasma membrane
Source: RefSeq, a predicted model, not a curated record